Messenger RNA from Rotaria socialis, 342 nucleotides. The record is from the annotation of a GenBank genome assembly. Lineage: Eukaryota; Metazoa; Rotifera; Eurotatoria; Philodinida; Philodinidae.
AUGUUUUCAAAAGUAAUUUGCUGUUUCAUAUUCGUUCUUUGCAGUAUAUCAAUAGUUCGAAUUAACGCGCAACCAUGUGGUUUGCCAUGCGUGAAUGGUAAUUGUAUAGUAGAGACUGAUACUCUUAUUCAAUUUUGCAAUUGUUCAACUGGCUUCACCGGAGAUCUCUGUGAUAUGCGAGAUACCACGCCAACAGCACCCACAAUUAUACUUGGUGUACCAUGCUCAACAAACCCCUGUAGAAAUGGAGGAUUAUGUUUUACUGUACCAUGUGGUGGUUUCCGUUGUCUAUGUGCUCCUGGCUAUGUAGGAAUUUUGUGUGAGAAUCAGUAUACUAAGUGA